AUGACGUCUGAGGAGCUUGUAACAUUCUCAAGUGCUACGACGAUAACAAAACUCGGUCCCAAUGUGUACGGAGCAAACUUGGUUCCCAGCUGGUGCACCGGCUCAGUUCCGAAUGGCGGUUACGUCGCAUCGGUGAUUCUCCGUGCGGCAUCGCAGCACCUUACAGCACGCGGACAACCCGACUCAAUCUCGGCGCAUUUCGAGUACGUCAAUCGCACGGAGAUUGGUCCUGCAAUUCUCAUCGUCGAUGAAGUCAAGCUCGGCCGCAAUCUUUCAACGUUGCACGUCUCCCUCUAUCAACAUGAUCUCCAAUCAUCAGCUCCCUGGUUUACGCCGUCUUCCAGAAAAGAGGUCGUCGCCUACUUGAUCAAUACGCGCUUAACUGUCGAGAAGGGCCUGACGCUAGAGAGUGGCUGGGCAAUGACUCCGCCAGCCAAGACCGCCAAUUUUUCCCUCCUCGGUCAGGAUAAGGACCCCCACUGGGUGCGCAAGCUAAAGCUGAAUGCUCGCGCGACGUCCUACGCCCGCGCUCACAACAAUCUCGAGUACUACGUUCCGCGCAAGGACUCACGCCGUGGAAUCGUCGAUCUCUGGUUGCGGCUGAAAGACGGCCAGAGGUUUACGAAUGCAUCGCUCGGUUAUGUUGUGGACGCGUAUCCGACAGUAAUAGAGGCAUGGAGACCGAAGCGCGACGAGGAACAGACUCCUUUUCGGUCGAAUGAGAUGUUUUGGUACCCUACCCUUGCUCUGAAUCUGGACGUGAAGAAGGCUUUGCCGGGGGAGGGAGCCGAGUGGCUCUUCCUUCGGACAAUGGCAAAGGUCAUCCGAAAUGGCAGACUAGAUCUCGAGGUUAUUGUUCUAGAUCAGGGUGGAGAUGUUGUCGCUCUGAGUACUCAUGUGAACAUGGUUUUGCCCGCUGAGAGGAACUUGAAAGAAAGGAGUCACUCGAAAGCCAAGAUUUAG
Colletotrichum paranaense is the source of this 963-nucleotide messenger RNA. RefSeq lists its product as uncharacterized. The transcript is spliced from 2 exons. NCBI's taxonomy places the organism in Eukaryota, Fungi, Ascomycota, Sordariomycetes, Glomerellales, Glomerellaceae. The record is from RefSeq and is a predicted model, not a curated record. The coding region runs from base 1 to 963 and encodes 320 amino acids.